Molecule: messenger RNA, 2310 nt
Organism: Aspergillus japonicus CBS 114.51
Lineage: Eukaryota; Fungi; Ascomycota; Eurotiomycetes; Eurotiales; Aspergillaceae
Product: putative flavin-containing monooxygenase
Exons: 9
Coding region: 160-1995 (611 amino acids)
Molecular function (GO): N,N-dimethylaniline monooxygenase activity; flavin adenine dinucleotide binding; NADP binding
Source: RefSeq, a predicted model, not a curated record
CGUGAUUCCAUCUGCAACAGCCUGCAGCUGCGCGAUACCAAGACCCAAUGAUGUGGUUCAGCACAAGCAAAUGCCGUCAUACUGGGACCGAAGUACAUAUAUCUUCAAGCCAGCCCACCUCACUUCCUCCAACACUUACAAACCUUAACUACCAGCACAAUGCCAGAAACCAACCCCCGGGACAUCCUCCCGAACCUCCCCUGCACCCUCCCAGAAACAGGCAUCCCAGCAGACACCAACAUCCGCAAGAUCGCGGGCUUCUCCGACCUCUUUCGCACCGACCUCACGCCCGCUUCCUUCACCCAAGACGCAGUAUGGCGGGACACCUUCGCGCUGACCGGCACCUUACGAACCUUCUACUCCGCCCCCACCAUCUGCGACGUCUUCAACCGCCUCCGCGCCAGCCGAGAAGCCCAUGCCUUUCGUGUCACCAUCGACGCCGCGAAGCCCGUCUGCCUGAGCGCCGAAUGCGGCUGGAUCGACGUGCCCUUCGUCUUUCAGACCCGAUCAUGCCCGGUGACCGAUUGCUCCGGGGUGGUGUCGCUGGUCCGGGCCGCGGACGAGGAGUAUCGGGUGUGGAUGCUGUGCACGAUGCUUGAGGGACUGCACGGGCGCGCGAAUGUGGAUUCUCUGUGUCCCGGGGUGCAGAGCAUCCAUGAGAUUCGCUGCACCGAGAAUAUGGACGUUGAAUGUCUGGUCGUCGGGGCGGGACACUCGGGGCUGGGAACGGCGGGCCGGUUGAAGGCGCUGGGGGUUUCGUGUAUUGUGAUUGAGAGGAAUGCGCGGGUUGGGGAUAAUUGGCGGAGGAGGUAUGAUUCGCUGAGGUUACACACCAUUCGCAAUUGGUCUCAUCUCCCCUUUGAGCGCACCUUUCCCCCUUCGUGUGGGGAGUGGUUGACCAAGGAUCAGCUGGCGGAAGGACUGGAGUCCUGGUCGCAGCGGUUUGGGAUUAAUGUCUGGACGACGACCGAACUGGAAUCCGGAAUUUGGGACGAGAUGAAGAGGAAGUGGACGCUGAGACUUCAACAGUAUGGAGAUGAUCAGCGGCCGAGUCGUCGUCUGUCAGUCACUUGCUCUCAUGUCGUGCUUGCGACUGGCGGACCGGCGUUGACACCUCGCAAGCCUCGAUUUCUGGGCGAGGAUAUUUUCAAAGGUGAGAUCCUGCACUCGGCGAAUUACAAGAACGGGCAGAAAUGGAAAGGUAAACGGGGCGUGGUGAUCGGCUCAGCCAAUACAGGCCACGACAUGGCGAAAGAUCUGGUCGCAUCGGGGGCUUCAAGUGUCACCAUGGUGCAGCGCAGUACAACUUAUGUUCUGCCUCGGGAAUACUUGCAGCGAGCAUGGGAAGGCAUGUUCAACGAUGCGACGCCUACUGAAGUCUCCGACCGCGAGAUGAACCUCGUCCCGACGGCUGUGGCGCGUCUGAUAACCAUGGCAGCCGUGCAUCCCCAGGCGGCGGCCGAGCCAGAGCGAUUCCAGGAUCUUGUUCGCGCUGGGUUCCGAGUAGAAGUGUUUGGAGAUCUGAUUUAUCAGUUGAAUCAGCGCCUUGGUGGGCAUUCUAUGGAUACAGGGUCAUCGGCAAUGAUCGCCAGGGGCGAGAUCAAAGUCAAGUCCGACAGCCCGAUAGUCUCGUACACAGAAGAGGGCCUUCUUUUCGAAGACGGGAGUGUUCUUCCGGCGGAUGUUGUGAUCUUCGCGACGGGGUUCACAGGGAACCUCCGUGACUCGGUCCGCACCUUCUUCGGCGAAGACGUCUACGAUCGCGUGGAGGACUAUUGGGGUAUUGACCCGGAGGCUGAGUUGAAGGGCGUUUACGUCCCAAUGGGCCAUCCCGGUCUAUGGUAUAUGGGAGGAGGGAUGGGCCAAGCUAGAUUCUAUUCGAGAUUUGUGGCCUUGCAGAUCCGUGCCAGCCUCGAUGGAACUCCACUGCCUGUGUACCGAGGAAUACACCUAAAGGAAAACUCGGCAUCGUCGGCAAAUUCUCAUCUCUCAUAAUCCAUUGCGGGACCCCUAGGGUAGAAGCUCCCCAUUGCAGCCGCUCGAGAAGGUAGAUUGAAUGAUGUCCCGGCUGCCCUAGCAUUGUCAUAUGUAGCAAUGUGCUACUUGCACUCAAUUCUGAUUUGAUUCUCAUGUGAACUGCCAUCGCCAUGCCUUUCAAAAAGCCGGCAGCGGUCCUGAGAUCAUGACUUGUCCCGCCUUCCUCCAUUCAAGCUUCUCAGCCAGCAUAUCCCAGCUCAGUGGACCGUCAAAUCGUCCUAUGCCUUUCAGGCGAGCCGCCACAGACGCAACUAGCUGUUCGAACUGGUCUUU